Molecule: messenger RNA, 408 nt
Organism: Medioppia subpectinata
Lineage: Eukaryota; Metazoa; Arthropoda; Arachnida; Sarcoptiformes; Oppiidae
Source: the annotation of a GenBank genome assembly
AUGACAAUCAAAGGGACAGAGAGUAAUGUGUAUCGGGGGCUCCGGUGGGGGCUAAUUGUGCUGUCCGUUAUUGUGCUCGUGUCGGUCAUCAUUGUGUUGGCCGUGGAUCUGGUGUCCAUCAACCGAACCAAUCCAAUGGACACGAGAUCGUUGAGAGAUAAAUACACGGCAAAGGCAAUAAUCAUCACGAUAGGUGUAUUGGCCAUAUUGCUACAGAUCGCUGGUGUUGUGGGCGCCGCCACUGAAAAUAUAUGCCUGUGCUCUACGUAUGGCAUAAUGUCUAUAGUGUUGGCCAGUUUUAGUCUCAUAUACGCUAUAAUGACCAAAUAUGUGGCCGGAUAUUACCUUUUUGUUAUAUUUUUGAUCAGUGGGCUAGAUGCUGUGUAUAUUGCAAAGUAUGAUACUUAA